Dimorphilus gyrociliatus is the source of this 1876-nucleotide messenger RNA. NCBI's taxonomy places the organism in Eukaryota, Metazoa, Annelida, Polychaeta, Dinophilidae. The record is from the annotation of a GenBank genome assembly.
GAAUUGUUUUGGCGCCUAAAAUUCUGGACAGUUCAAUAAACGCAAGUGGAAAACAAUUUGAGAGUAAUUUAAACUUUGAAUUUUAUAUUACUGGAUACAUACUAUCGAUUUAUUAUGUUUUAAUCAAGUAUGAUAUGGCCUUUGUAUUAAUAAAAGUAGUAAAAAUUUUAGAUUCUGUCUACUUUUAUUCUAACUGUAUUAUAUGCGGAGGAAGAAUUGAGAUUGAAGGAAAUUUGUGUCGAUGUAGAAAAUGUUUUCGUGGAAGUAAAAAGGAAAGCAUUAAAUUUCGCUAUCGAUUGCAUAUACAAUGCUGUGAUGACACGGGAUAUUUCCCCAUAGCCGUCUUUGGGAGAGGUUUAACCAAUCUAUUUGGAUUAGAGGCGAACGAGUUUAUUAAAUUUACUGAGGGUGUUUACUCUACCCGCUCUAAAGAAGAGGUAGAAGAGCUGAUAAAUGCUUCCGUAAACCGAACUUUUGUAAACGGUCAAUUUCUAGUUUCAUUCCAUGUGAGGAAAAAAUUACCAUGUCAUACAUUGAAAAAAGUCUGCGAAGUGAAUGGCGAUUGUCCCGCUUCUCACGAUAUUAAGAGAGCGACUUUUGAAUCAAACAGAAUAACAGUUAGUGAAUGUUUCAAGCAAUUACUACAAGAUGCAUCACAGAACAUUCAGCCAACUUGUUCGGCAACUUUUCAAUACGAUAUGAUGAGAUCGUUAACAAUACCUCAAAGUCUAAUGAAUAAUAAGCAGACUGGAAAUCCUGCAGUAAAGGAAGCAAACGCAAGAAAUAACUCAAUUAUUGAUGCUACUACAAAUGAUGGAAGUUUUCUGCAAUUUUUUCAAGAUUCUAACCAUAGAUAUGGUAGGACUGAUAGCUUUCUUAAACAAUUUCAAACUCAAGCUGUAGCAGACAAAUCUUACAUCGAUAACACUUUUCUAAACUUCUCAGAACGAAAAGAAACACCCGAUGCUAGUCUAAAUCAGACAAGCAGCUCGAGUGCAAAAUGGACCGAUCAAAGUUUAACUGAUCUAUGGAGUAAAUCAACAUAUAAUCCAUUAACUGCUAGGAAGCAUUACAUCGACAGAUCAGCCGAUUUAUUCUUAGACAGUAGUGAAUCAUCUUCCUUUCUAACAAACAAUUCGCUAUCUACAAAUGAAACUUUCAAUUCUUAUCAAACAUUUACACCCUGCAAUAAGAGUAAUUAUAGCCUAUCAACAUCUACUCCUCAAUACCACCCUAAUAUAAACAGCCCCGAUCUAUUUGCUGAUUCUACAACAGAUUCAUUCGCUGAAAUUACAAUUAAUGAAGAAAACUAGCAUCUACUUGAGGCUACGAGCAGGAACUAAGAAAUAUCACAUAGAAAAUUGACUACCCAAUUUAAGUAAUAGUUUCAACGUUUUUACUUGAGUCUUUUCAAAGUAAAAUAAGACGUUAAAAGAAAAGUUAAGUAAAAACUAAAACAAAUACUUUUUUUUGCUGACAAGGUUAAAUUAAGUUUUUUUCCUCUGAAACCAAUUAAAAUUGAAACCUUUAGAAUUUCACCCUAAUUUUCUGACGGUAAUUCAUUAGUAUUAAGGUAGUGUAACUAAAAGUUAGUGCAUUUUAGUACUAAUUGCAAAGAAAAAGUGAAAGAAUCGAUUAAAAAUAAGAAGAUUUUUUAAAUUCAACAGUAAUGACUUCUUAGGUGUUAACGUAACAGAAACAUUACUUAUUAUACCUAAAAUUUGUUCAAUAGCUACUAAAAGAGGUUUUUUAAACGAUAAUAUCGAUCUAUUCUUACUAUUUAAUUUUUUAAUUUAACUGGAAGAAAUAGAGUAAUUUAUAAUUAAAUUAUUUCAAACUAAACUGCAAAAUUUGAGUAUAUUUUUGCUGUACAAAU